Messenger RNA from Paecilomyces variotii, 1580 nucleotides. Its product is annotated as RING finger domain protein. NCBI's taxonomy places the organism in Eukaryota, Fungi, Ascomycota, Eurotiomycetes, Eurotiales, Thermoascaceae. The transcript has 2 exons. The record is from RefSeq and is a predicted model, not a curated record. Bases 178 to 1170 code for a protein of 330 amino acids. Gene Ontology annotation, molecular function: zinc ion binding.
CGUGCUGCGGCUUCGAUCCUUUUCUUUUCUUCGUCAAGAAUCGCAGAGUUUCCUACGAAUGCAGGGUUUUCUGCAGGCCGUGUCUCGGCUGCUAUCUAUGCAGCUAAUGGUGCUAGCAUGCGCAGUUCCUGAGAGACUAUAGCUAUCGUCUUCAUUGUCUUGCUCUCAUUAUUGGAGAUGGAUUUCUCUGCACCAAAGCAGGAGCCUGAGCAGGAGCUUGCACGGGGAUGGCCAGAAGGCGCAUCUUCGACUUCGCAGCACGGUAACCCUGAGGGUGGCCCUGAAACUACCGAUACAGCAGACAGAUCUAGCGAUCCUUCGCAGCCCGAACCUCAAAGUUACUAUCUUCCUAGGACGUGUCGCAUUUGCUUGGACUCCGUGCCUCCCACAUUGCAACCUUCUUCUGAAAAUCUUCCUGGUUUUCUCCAAUCGAAACCGCGUGUGACGUACGUGUCACCUGAUCCUGAAUUAGGUCGAUUGCUGCGACCUUGCAGGUGCAAGGGCUCCUCCAGAUACGUCCAUGAAGGCUGUCUACGUUCGUGGCGACAUGCGGAUCCCGCUUAUGGGAAACGCACUUACUGGCAAUGUCCCACUUGCGGGUUCCAGUAUAGGCUGGAGCGCGUAACAUGGGCUCGCUGGAUCAGUAGUAAUGCGACUCAGAUCGGCUUGACACUGGCUAUAUUGAUGUUCACUGUAUUCUUGUUAGGUUUUAUUGCUGACCCCAUUAUUAAUCUUUACAUUGAACCGCUGGAGAGGAUUUAUCCUGCAGAUGUGGGAGAACCAGAUUUUCUUGGAGAACUGCAGACAGAAGGAACGUCUUCCUGGUUCCAGCACUUCGCCAAAGGUUUAGCAUCUCUAGGGUUUCUGUCCUUUAUCAAAGUGUUCUUCGCAAUGUCUCCUUGGCAAUGGGGUGGACUACGCAGUCUCGGCUUAGUUAGCAGUGGUGGCAGGUCGACCGGACGGAAUCGAGUCGCUUCCAUCAGCUGGGCCGUAAUUCUUAUCGGUGUUUGCAGCUUCCUCUGGGCCGUAUUCAAAGGCGUUAGAGCCUGGUGUCGCCGUGCUCUGGAAAAGGCAGGCGAACGCGUUAUGGACGUUCCAUUGCCUGAUGAUGAAGAUGAAGAUGAAGCCCGUUCCUCCCCAAGCGAAGAACGCUCCAAAAAAGCCGAGUGAUAGAUGUACAUGGAUCUGGAAUUCGCUUGCCUUUUUUUACGGCCGUCAGAAAAAUGUGUCUAAUCCUGACCGCACAACUUAAGUUGUCAUACUCCUUUCAAUGAGGUGCCAAUUAGUCAAUGUGCGAACAUCUGCCUAAGUCCUCGUGACCCCCCGGCCUGCUGUUCCUGAGGCGGUACUUGGAUUUGGACGUUUUGUUCUUAUCCAUUUCAGUCUGCUUUCGGACAAGGUCGGGGGAGGACCGGGCCGCAUUCGAAUCGGUGAUGGUACGCUCAGCGACUCUCGCUACUCUUAGUGACGGGAGACGUGUCAGUAAGCGCAUCUACGAUUGGGGUGCGGUAAAUACCUCCCCUAUAGCAUACCUUCUAUAAUGAACUUGAUAUCGAUAAUUAGCAAUAAGUCUAAGCACC